AAAAGGACAAGAAGAGAAAGUUUCUUGAUCACUUCGCUUCCAAUCAUAUCCAACCAAGUAAAUAUCUACUAAUCAGUCCAGGUGAUGAUGAAAAUAUUAGCAAGGCACUUCCGAAGCCUUCAAUUGAUGAUGAAGAAGAAAUUCAUCAUUUUCCAAUAGAGCAAUAUACUGCUCAGCACACCCAUCACGGGAGAUCAUUACUAGAUAUUGGUUCCGAUUGUCUCUUGGAAAUUAUCAAAUUUCUCGAAUUAGAUAAUAAUUAUUCUUCAUAUAUGAGAGUUUGCAAAAGUUUCUCCAGAUUGCUAAUUCCCCUCUUUUUGAAUCAAACACGUAUAAUUUAUGAAACCAAGGAACAUUUGAAGAGUUUGAGAGAGCACAUCAUUGAUAAUGACUAUAAUAAUGAUGAUGGUAGAGAUGGAUUGUUUUCUGAAUGUGCCACUUGGAAAGUUUCAUUGUGUCGUAAUGAUGAUGAUGAGGAUGAACAGUGGUCUGAGGUUGGAAAUGAAGAUGAGGAACAGUGGUCUGAUGAUGAGGAUGUUUUGGAGGUUAAUGAUUGUACUUUUCAGAGGAAAUUAAUACCCUUUGGAAGUCCUUUGUGUAGGGAAACUAUUAAGGAUCAGUUUUGGCUAGUUCAGGAUAAGAUUGACUUGCAGAGUUAUAAGAAACUUGUGGAAAAGGAGCUUAAACUUAACGAGAAGGAACAAGGACUGUAUGAAAUUAAUCCAUUUGUGUUUCAGGAAAAGAUUGAUAGAGAGAAAGGAAUGAUAGAGUCGUAUAUUAAUGAUGUUCAAGAAUCUAUCCAUGUUGAUUGUGGAAAUCCUAUUUGGCUAUCUUAUGAUGAUCCAAUAUUUACAGAUGAUGAGAGAUUUAACAUUUGUCAAAUAGAAUAUCAGCACAUUGCCUUUCAUGCAUUGAGAAGUGGUAUUUCAAGAUUGUCUAAACAAGGAGGUGUAUUGCUUUACGAACCAGCUAUAAUGGAGGAUAUGUUCUAUCAAUUGAAAAAGUUUAUAUAUUUGAUUAUUAAGGAUGCUUACGAAACUAAAUUUCCCAACAAGACAGAAGAAUUGCAGUUUGAAGAAUCUCUGGAGCAGUACUCUAGGUAUUGUAUAGAUCCCAACGACAAAAGUCUUCCUUGUUUUGAUGAUAAUUUGGAUACGGAUAAGAAAUUAAGCGAAAAUGAUAUAAUCGCUUCAUUUAAGAAAAUGACAGGUAAAUCAUUUUUAUUUGGAAAGGAAAACGAUCCCUAUGACUUGAAUGAAUAUCAAGUUACUAAGCCAGAAGAGCAAGAGCAAAAUAUUGUCGCUGAGGAUGAUUCUACAAGUGAUUAUUCGAGUGAGGAUGAUUCUGAAGAGGAGCAAGUUAAUUCAGAUUUUGAAAUUUUACAAUUUCCAAAACCAAUAGAUGCGGAAAACUUUAUCGAUGAUUCCAAUAUUUUCAAUUUUGACUUGGAAAAUCUUGGAGAUUCACUUCCUGAACUGUUAAUGAAAGUUUCCAUUCGUGUUCAUGAAGAAGUUUAUGGAAAGGAGAGAGCUCACAUAGAAAAGUUAUACUUGCAGAAUUGGUAUGGAAAUGGUGAUUUGUUUUUUAUGAACUGUUCAAAGCAAUUGGAUAAUCCACAACCUAUUGUAGAAGAAUCUCAACCUGAGGAAUUAGAAAGUAUUGAUAAUUCUGAAAUAGUGGAUUCUUCGUUGUACAUAGCUGAGAAUAAGCAAAUUGAAAUUGACAAGAAAGAGGACUUGGAGUAUUUUGGAUAUUCUCUUUAUGAAGAUGACUUUGAAGAAUUACCAAUUCUGGAGGAUGAAGAUUCGGAUUUGGAAUUACAACAAUCUACAGAGGAGGAAUCUCUUCGAUAUCAAUUAAGAAGAAUGCUUAGAGAGCAAUCAUACGAGUGUAUUGUCAAUUAUUUCGAGAAGAGGUAAAAAAUUGUUACCACUUUCGAAUAAUUAUU
Molecule: messenger RNA, 1948 nt
Organism: Naegleria gruberi
Lineage: Eukaryota; Heterolobosea; Eutetramitea; Acrasida; Naegleriidae
Exons: 1
Coding region: 273-1919 (548 amino acids)
Source: RefSeq, a predicted model, not a curated record